CGGCAGCAGCAGCGGCAGCAGCAGCAGCAGCAGCAGCAGAAGGAGGAGAAGACGGAAGAGGGAGAUCGAAGAACGCCGGCAACCGUGUGGCACGGCUGUUGUUUGAAUGCUUCUUCCGGCGAGAGCGCGCGAUCGAUCGAUCGAGCCGAUCAUCCAUCGCGAGAAAGAGAGACGCGUAUUAUUUGAACAAGUGAACGCACGCACGUACGCACGUUACGUAUACAUACGUCGGAAAAGCGACGCGAUCGCAAGGACUCGCCGAUAGUAUCGGCUGUGCGAGAGCGGAGAAGCCUUCCACUCUCCUCUCCCCUCCACCCCCCCUCUUCGCCCACGAAACACGGAGAAGAGAAUAUAGAGAGAGGGAGAAGCGGCGCAUCGCAUUGAAGUCGCACGCGCGUGGAACACUCCGACCGGUUAUCGCCUUCAGUUGGCUCGUGGCUCGCGCGGAGCGUGGUCGAGGUGUUAUAUCGUUCGUUCUCGUUGCGUUCUGUGCCUGUCGCAUCGUCGUUGUCGUUAUCGUCGUCGUCGUCGUCGUCGUGUUUCUGUCGUAAUGUGCCUAUGACGAGGUGAUGAACGGCCGACGUCGCAGUGUCAAGCGACGUAGUGACAGUGUUCGUCGUCCUGCCGAUGGACGAUGACGAUUAACAAAGCGGACAGCAACAACGUGGUGAUCGUCCGUGGACGCGAGAGAGGGAAAACAGUGUGCUCUAUGUGAUCUAGUGUACUUACUUGUAUAAUUUCGCAUAUAUCUAUAUACACAUAUAUGUAUUGUAUAUACAUAUAUUUAUACACGCGACGCGUACGGCGUGCAUUCUUGGAUUACGCAUCGUCGCGGAUGAUUCCUGUUUGUGAUCGUCCCUAAUUGCAUCUGAGGAUAAUGCGAUAUUGCAGUCGUCGCGCAGUGCGCCAAUAAACGCGUUCGCAUCUACCUCGUGAAGACCUGGUUGUCGUGUAUAGAGAAAGUUUUUUUUCUCCGAGGAUUGGCGCUGAUACGACUCUAUCAACAACGGCGGUGAUCGGCGUCGGGGUGCAGCCAUUAUCAUCCGGCUAUCAUAGUACAGUGCCACCCCAAAACGGCAGGGGUGGUUCGCCACUUCGCGUCGCGGCGAUGGUAGCAGCUGCCUCCGCUACGGCCACCGCCACUGCCAGCGUGGUGGCCAUGCAGGACCGCCAGGAUAUCCCCGCGCAAUUCAAUCAAGUAAAUGUUUGACGAGCUCUCAUGACGUUAUCAAUGACGCGACUAGGGAGAAUCCUGAUUCAUACGUUACAUAGAGCGUUUAUAUCAUCUAAAGUAUAGUAAGAUGCAGAGCCAACACGGAAUGCCCCCCCAACCGUACAAUUUGGGGUACGGCCAAAGAGGACCAAUGGCAGGAAUGGGGCCAGUCGCGAUGAACAACUUUAAUGGCAUGGGCACGAUGAGCCCGAUGCACACUAUGAAUUCCAUGAAUUCGAUGAACAGUAUGAGUGGCAUGAACUCGAUGAAUCCUAUGACAAUGGGAGGCAUGAACGGUAUGAAUAGUAUGAAUGCUAUGAACGGAAUGACACCUAUGAACUCCAUGAGCAACAUGGGUAACAUGGCUAUGAACAACAUGAUGGGACCCAAUAACAUGCAGAUGAACAAGCUGCAGGGUCAGCCACAUCAAGCCUAUCCGCGAAGACUAGCACCCUAUCCAAACGCGACCAUGCACAUGACACAAAAGCGGCAACAAGUUCCGUACUCGAAUCAGAAUCCUGCGGCUAUGCAGCAGAGCUUCAAUAGCAUGACAGCGUCGCAAUACUCGAACAACUAUCCUACUGCGGUGAGGCCGAACUUUCAGCAGCAGUAUCAGCCUAUGCAAAACAUGCAUCCCACGGCGGCCGGUUUUGGGCCCGGCGCAAUGAUACGAGGGACGAAUAUGAGACAAACAGCGCCGGCUUAUAAUACCGCAUCUCAGACGGCCGCCGCAAACCAAUAUAGCUACGGCAAUAAUGGUGUUUGCAUGGUCCCACCCUCCUCCGUCAGCAAUCAAUUCGUCGGUCAUCAACCGAACACGGGAUACGUCGGCGCUAACGCGUCGUACGGCGCGUCCACCGUAGCGACCAGUCAAUAUCAGCAGGAUGUAGCGUCAAUGAGAUCGGCGAAUGGAGGCAAUGUGAAUUAUCAGCACAGUCCCAUUCCUGGCAAUCCGACGCCUCCGUUAACACCCGCCACUAGCAUGCCGCCUUACAUCAGUCCAAAUCCGGAUAAACCUAAUUUCAAUGAAAUAAAAUCGCCGGUCAAUAUUCAAAGUAAUGAUGAAUUGAGAUUAACAUUCCCCGUGAGAGAUGGCAUUAUUCUUCCGCCCUUCCGUCUAGAGCACAAUUUGGCUGUUAGCAAUCACGUAUUUCAACUGAAGCCCACGGUACAUCAAACGCUAGCGUGGCGGUCGGAUCUUGAGUUGCAGCUCAAAUGUUUCCAUCAUGAGGACAGCCUAAUGAAUACCAAUUGGCCGGCGAGUGUGCAAGUCUCUGUUAACGCGACUCCUCUCGUGAUCGAUCGCGGGGAGAAUAAGACUUCCCACAAGCCGCUCUACUUGAAAGACGUCUGUCAACCAGGAAGGAACACAAUUCAGAUUACCGUAUCUGCAUGCUGUUGUAUGAAUGACCAUUUACAGUCGCAUCUAUUCGUACUGCAAUUGGUCCAUCGGCCUAGUAUACGAAGUGUAUUACACGGAUUAUUACGUAAAAGGCUCUUGACGGCAGAGCAUUGUGUAACAAAAAUCAAAAGAAAUUUCAAUAGUACAUUGACGAACAAUGGUAUACAGUCGGAGAAAGAUGUAGUGGAACAAACAGCACUAAAGGUACCUUUAAAAUGUCCUAUCACUUUCAAACGCAUUACACUGCCAGCUAGAGGACACGAGUGCCAACAUAUAAAGUGUUUUGAUUUGGAAUCAUAUUUGCAAUUGAACUGUGAACGAGGUAGUUGGAGGUGUCCAGUAUGCAAGAAACCUGCGCAGCUAGAAGGCUUAGAAAUUGAUCAAUAUAUGUGGAGUAUUUUGAAUACAUUAAAUGCCACGGAAGUUGAGGAGGUAACGAUAGACUCGCUCGCUAAUUGGAAACCCGCGAAGAACUUAACUGGUAUUAAGUCCGAGGAAGAAAACGAUUGUAAGAGAACGACCAAGGCUAUGUCGCCGGGCAGUAUGAAUAUGCCGACUAUGAACAAUUGGGACAUGAAUCAAGCUAUGAGUCCUUAUAUACCUCCCGAUAUGAACAGUAUUGUGAGCGGCUCGAUGAUAAACAAUGCAUCUUCCACAUAUGCGAAUAAUAGCAUAAACCACCGGAACACGUCGGGUGGAACAUACGAGAUAAACUCUGGGACAAAUACUAUCGGCAAUAAUGAUUAUGUCAGUGGAGCUGGUCCAUUGUCGCACUUAAAUGAAUCCGUUAAUUCUUUAGAUCCUCUCAAUGCUAUGGAGAAAUCGCUCAACGAUCAGAUGCCGCAUACCCCACAUACACCACACACUCCGCAAUCUACCCCUCAUACGCCGGCUGGUGGAACCAGCGGCCCGCCGAGCGUCCCGCCUGCAUCGCAAGAAUCUACGGGAAAUCAUAAUACUUCCGGCAAUACGAAUAUAAAUAAUGACACCGCGACCGACAUACCAUCGGAUUUGAAUUUUGAUCCUGCUGCAGUUAUAGAAGGGGAAGGUACCGGUCAAGAGGCAUUAAAUCUCUUGCCAGACAAUGUGGACGCAAUGGAACUGCUCUCGUAUCUAGAUCCACCGGAUCUAAACACUCCGCCUAGUAGUGGCGCUAGCAGUGGUAACCCUUCAUCCAGCGAUGACAUAUUGGCACUCUUUGAAUAAGAAGAAAAAGAAGAGAAAUAAGAGGCGAGUGGAUAUCUUGUAAAGAUGUAAUCAAACUAUGACCCCUGCCCACUUUGUAAUAACGUGAUGAGAGAAUAGAGAUACAUCUCAUUGCAUCUCAUUCUGGCUAUUUUUGUGCAAAUUUGUCAAGGUUCUCAUGAGCUCAAACGAAUUGCGCAAAAUAUCCAAUUUCUGAUUCUCUGAUACGAGAAAAGACUACUCGAAAGUCUAUUAGAUGCGAGCAUUUGCGAUGAAGAAAUUUAAAUUUUAUCGGGGUCACUAGGUGCUCUCACCUAAUCAAUGGUACAAAUAAUAUUAGUUAUAAUUAUAAUAUUCCUAUUGAAACUAAGGUUAAAGUGCUAGGAUUAGAAAUUUUUAAUGUAAACACCUUACUAGUACUUGCGAUAAAGAUAUUAUUGCAUAAACAGCACUUUACUUUUUUUCUAUCCAUAUUAUAUUAUUAUAUAUUAUGAAAAAUAUUAGCGAUUCGGAUGCUAGUGCACACUACUGAUGCAUAUAAAAGAUUAUUGUGCACAAAUUUAUAAUAGCAUAAUAAUAGCAUGAUAAAAGAAAUAAAAUUAUUAAUAUUAAGAGCUAUUAUUAUUGCUCUUCAAUAAAUGAUAACUCGCCGUAUUAAUAUUAAUUAUCUUAAUGUUUUUAUUAAUUAUGCUUAUAAUAUAAAUUUUUUUAUAAUUAUCUGUAAUGCAUUAGUCCAACCGAAUUUGCUAUAAAUUUUUUAUAAGUGUGUUUAACAAUAAAACAAGAAAAUAUUCUAGAAAUGGUUUUGAAAUCGCAUUUUAAAUUACUAGUGUUGUGGCAUAAUUAUUUUCUCAGAUUAUGUUACAAGCCAUUAUGAAGGUGAUAAUGAUCGAUGGAAAAUGCUUAUUAAAAAUUCAUUAAUAUUUUGAGCCUAUUUUAAAAGUGCAUUUUUCUAUAUAUAUAGUAUGUAUUUUAAUAUGUAUUAACUAUUUAAUAGAAUGAAAACUUUUAGUUUAAAUCGUUUCGAAUAUUUACUUGAGAGAAGAAUUAUGCUGUACUCAUUUAAACAUCGCAAUUAAAUUUAUAAAUUACGCAUUUAAAUUUGCUGUUCUUGCAAUGAGAUCUUUGUGCUCGAAGACCGGUCUAUUUGCAUACAAGGUUAUGAUAGACCUGUCGCAAGAAAAAGAUAACUGUACAGACCUACUUUUGUAAAUAAUUUUAAUCGAAAUAAGUAAGGUAUUCAUCUGUUGGGAAUAUCUCGCCUAUUGAUGGAUAUUAUGCAUAUAGUGUUCCUUUCCUUUAGAUUGUAGUAACAGACGGAAGUGAAUAAAACUAGGGGAUAUCGGGCUUCACACUGGAAAUUUAAUAAUACACGUGAUGUAUCUCCCGAGAUAAAAAGAAAGAGAUUAUAGAUAUAAAAUGCAAGAUAAAACGAAAGACAUGUGAUUGUUUUACAUAGCUCUUCAAAGUCUAAUAAUCCUA
Cataglyphis hispanica is the source of this 5282-nucleotide messenger RNA. RefSeq names its product zinc finger MIZ domain-containing protein 1 (gene tna). Gene Ontology annotation, biological process: protein sumoylation; regulation of transcription by RNA polymerase II. The transcript has 10 exons. The record is from RefSeq and is a predicted model, not a curated record. The coding region runs from base 1302 to 3821 and encodes 839 amino acids. Gene Ontology annotation, molecular function: SUMO ligase activity; zinc ion binding. NCBI's taxonomy places the organism in Eukaryota, Metazoa, Arthropoda, Insecta, Hymenoptera, Formicidae.